Messenger RNA from Sturnus vulgaris (Common starling), 7047 nucleotides. RefSeq names its product pleiotrophin (gene PTN). Gene Ontology annotation, molecular function: growth factor activity. The record is from RefSeq and is a predicted model, not a curated record. Lineage: Eukaryota; Metazoa; Chordata; Aves; Passeriformes; Sturnidae. Gene Ontology annotation, cellular component: extracellular region.
AUGCAACAGCAACAACAGCAAGGUCGAAUGUUCACAGCUGCCUUCCUGGCACUUGUUUUCCUUCUGGCAGCCAUGAGUACCACUGAGGCUGGCAAGAAAGAGAAACCAGAGAAAAAGGCGAAGAAGUCUGACUGUGGGGAAUGGCAGUGGAGUGUCUGUGUGCCCACCAGUGGUGACUGUGGCCUGGGGACACGUGAGGGCACUCGCACUGGAGCUGAGUGCAAACAAACCACCAAGACCCAGAAGUGUAAGAUUCCCUGCAACUGGAAGAAACAAUUUGGAGCGGAGUGCAAAUACCAGUUCCAGGCCUGGGGAGAAUGUGACUUGAACACGGCCUUGAAGACUCGGACCGGGAGCCUAAAAAGAGCCCUUCAUAAUGCCGACUGCCAGAAGACUGUCACAAUCUCAAAGCCCUGUGGGAAGCUUACCAAACCCAAACCUCAAGAAUCCAAGAAGAAGAAAAAGGAAGGCAAGAAGCAAGAGAAGAUGCUGGAUUAAUGGAGUCAAUUUGGGCAAUAUGAGAAAGGGACAUCACCAAACAUGAUCAGUUAACAGUUUCAUUUAUACCUAGGCAUUUUAUCCUAAAAUUAAUAGCUAAUGAUACCAUAGAAGGAAAAAAACACAGAAAAAAAUCAAUUUUUUAUUACUUUAGUAUUUUUAAUGUAUAACCCUAACAACAAUUUUUAGAGGCCUGUAAUUAAGAACUCCUAACUAAUUUAGAAAAUUAUUUCUAUUGUAUAUUGAACAAUGUAGAGGUUUUUAAUUUUUUUUUUCUCAAGUCUUGCCAUAGGUCUCAAUCAGGUAAUUAGUCCAUGCAAGCAGAACCUGAAUCUGUGUGGAGCUCUGCUGAAACCAGUGGUACCCUAUGUGAACAUAACACUCCGGCUGGAUGCAUUUAUGUUUAAGAUUGGGACCUUAAGUCUGAAAAAUUGAGGCCUAUCUCUUAAUUUCUGAUUACAUAACUGUAUGAAUUUUUUUUGUUUAAGGAAAGGAUGGGGGCAUUUUGUUGAAUAUUUACAAGUAUGGGAUUUUCUUGGAUGUGUGCUUAAUGUUCAUUCCAAAACGUCACUACCUACAGGUAAAAAACAGUAACACUCCUUUCCUUAACCAUAUUUUGAAUGUUGGCGGUAAAUCUAAAAUCUUUCAACAAUUGGACAUAAAAGAGUCCUAAUUUUUCAUGAUUUUCUAGCAACGAUUUUUCAAAGUAGAAUGAUGGCAAAACUUUCCACUUUUCAGCAUAUCAGUGUUGGUGGAUGGUAGUGUCCUCAAUUUCACUAUAAAAGUUGAAAAAUGCUGCACAUUUUUUUGUUCAUUUUGGCAGAAUGGAGAAAAUCCUUUUCAUAAAAGAUCUAGUUGAAAUUGCUGUGAUUCUGUCUGACCCAGCUCCCUUUUGUAUCAGUGGAAAUAUUCUUGUUGAUCUUAAUUAUAGCUGGUGGGAAAUAAAAGGAGAAAUCUGUUUGGAAGCCACCAGAAGUAGUUCAUAUUUUUUAUCAAAAAACGGACAAUUUGUAAGACCUGAAACCAAUAGGAAUGAAAUUAUUUUUGGUUUAUCUUUUAGUAAAACAGAAGAGAAAAACCAGUAAAACCAGUAUCUUUUGCUUUUUUCCAUUUUUAUAUAAGCAAAAACACCUUGUAAAAAGCUCAGCCAACGUAAAAUUAGUUGUGAUUUUUUUAAGAUAUAGUCUGCAGGGGAAAAAAAAAAGAAAAAUUACAACCAGCUGUUUUUCAGUUUGUUCAGUUUUACUUAAUUUAAGUGAUUCUGAAUCCUGAGAGAAGUCACAAAGUAGAAGAAAGAUCUGACAAAUGGCUGGUCUGUCUCAAGGUAAAGGAUUGUUUAACAAACUGACAACAAGCAUACCAAAAUUUUUAGAGGAAACAUAAGGGAUUUCAAUGCCCAAAUUAAGUUCAGAAUCAUUGCUUUGUAAUUCUAAACGUUGAAAUUCAACAGCAAGAAACAAGCUUUGGCGUUUGUGUAGGCCGCAGGCUUGCCUGCUGGUCAAGAGGAAUAGUCUCCCUUGUACUCCUGCAUGGUACCCACUGACUUCAGUGAAGCUGCAGCAGGCUGUGUUCAUCUGAAUAAAUCACAUUUCUCUCUUGGGAUUAGCUUACAGACAAGCAGAGACUUUUUUUCAUACUAACAUCACUUCUCUUUUCUAUGCAAAGAAAAUUGUAACAAUUGUAGAGCUUGUCCUCUUUUUUCUCACAUGGAGGGAAUGGCUGAUCUGGACUCACGGUGAGGCAAGUCCUUCUGUUCCCAAACAAUCCUGAAGCCUGCUAGCCAAGGCUGCACAUAGCUUAAGGUAGACUAACCUCACAAUUAUUUCCAGACUUCUAGGGUGUGUUUUUCAGUCUCUGUUGAUGUCCUUGCUAUUUUAACUGUGCUGUUAGACAUACCUGAAUCUGUGGUAUAGUUAAAAAUGUUCCCCACACAUGGUGGAUGUGCAGUGACCAAAUCUAAAAUCAUAAAGGCUCAUAUUUAGGUCGUUCUGGGUGCUAUUUGGUUUGUUCAUGGUCUAAUCAGGUCUACCUGUGCUUGCGCCUCAGACUUAAACUAAUGGUUUGGUAGGUCUGGUUGAAAGCAAAGGGAGAAGGAAACUUUUUUUCACUCACCAAAGGUUUGUCUGUCUAAAUGCUGCAUCAGUUCACUUAAAGUGGCUCAGCUUUGAGUUUAAACACUGUUGCACCAUUGUCUCACACUGGUUAAUCUAGUCCAUGUUUCACAGGGAGCUGGCAGGAAUUGGGAAUGAUGUUGAGACCAACACUCUGUCCUUUAGCAAACCUUAGAUGUGACUUCUUAUUUCCACCUCUGUGAGUAUAAAGAAAAUAAAUUCCCCUGUGACACCUUAUGGUCCUUUUGUUAAACUGCCCAUGUGGCUUGUUAAAGGAACAUUCCUAAUAGUUUUUGAAGGAAGCCAGUCAAGUUCCUAUGGUGGCAUAGGGCCUUCAUGGAGAUAGCUUACAGAAAACAAGGAAACAAAACAAAAGAUAUCAUGUUGGGACCAGAAAAAAAUUCAGCAAAGGGUGUGAAAUAGGAGAAUAUUUCUUAUGUACUACUCAGCCACAUAAGUCCAGAUCUAUAUUGGCAUCUUGUUGUUGACAGCAAUUGGAGUAAUAGUUUAUAAACGUAAAAUGAAGAAAAUUUCUAAUAAGCCAGAAGAAAACAUUCAGUGGAAAGUCUAGCUAUGCAGGAGGUGAUUAAGUAAUUUAUGGCAGGACACAAAGAAGAUUGAAUAGGUCAGUCAGGUCAGCUCUAAAAGGAGGCUCCUGGUACCUAAAAGGAGCCCUUGUGUCACUAGUGACAUUAAGAAGAAAGCAAAAGCAAGAUUCUGAACAAAACCUCUUCCUACCCAUCUUGAUCAGUUUCUACUUCAGUCAUUCCAAAACUUCUCCUUAUUUGCUUUCUAAUCUUCUACCCUCCCUGCUUUGGGAGGGCAAGCUUUUCUGACAGUGCUGUGGGAGCAGCUAGUUCAGAUGAAAAGCAUGUUUACCCUCUUGGUGCUAUCCUAUUACAAUGAAAAAUGACUUAGCAUAGCUGUAUUGCUUACCUAGUUUAACUGACAGAGAUUUGUUUCAUCAAUGUCCCUCUCGAGGAGUGGUUUACAUCUUCAUUUGCUACAGCUGUAAUAGAGUAUGGGGAGGUGAUAAAAAUCCCCCAAAUGACGGCCUUUUCCUGAGCACUCAAAUUUCUUAGAAAAGAGAGGAUGAGUUGCUGAACAUCAGCUAAGGAUGAAUCUACAUCCAGACUCUGGAUUCCAGUGAGUUUAAACCUGAAUAUAUUUGGGUAUAUCUCCCUUCCCUUUCUCUAAGGACAGGCAAUGCUUCUUUCAGUUGGGCCUGUCUAUAUCUUGAUUUAAAACAGUAUUUCAAGACUGGGACAUUUUCUGACUUAGACAUGUCUUCUGAUAGAAAUUCCCAUAGUGAAUGAGAGUCAUUGCUUAUCAGCCUGGCCUAUUUAACAGUCUGUUAAGUGCAGCAAAACUUCUGGGCAAAGCUCCAGGAAGGUAAAGGGUUUGUUGUACAUGCAGGUAGAUACUAAAUUGUAAUUUACUGAUUUUCAUCUUCUAAUUCCAUAAUGACAUUCUGGGCUGAACUGUUUUUCAAAGGAGAAAAUUAGAAGAAAUAAAAGAAUAACAAUUAUAUAUAAGCAGGCAGCUUUGGAGAGUUGGUCAAGAAGAGACAGAUAGGAAGUCAGGAGCAUUUUAUACAAAUUUCUAUUGCAUGCUCCUUAUGUGUGGAAGGCAGAACUAGUGGUUGGCACAUUUGUUUUUAUGCUUUCCCUGAUUUGUGCCUUGAUGAAAACUAAUCAAACGUAAAGUGUUGCAGAGAGGUGAAGUCCCACUCCAGCCUCAAAAGAAAGUGUUCAAGUGGAGGCAAAGUCAAAAGAAGACAAUAGCAUACAGGCUAAUGUCAAUGUUGGGGGUGCGACAACAUCCUGAUUUGCCAAGUCUAGGAACUGCAGAAGCAUUAACAAUGUAAACUCACCACUUUUCUAAGGCAAUAUAUUGGUGAGGUGGGCACCAUUUUGAUAUCGCACAGUAGUCUUUCAUGUCUCCCAAAUCCUACUAAGAAGAGGAAGCAGUAUAUCAGUGGAGGUAGGUAUCUUGUAUUCAAUCAAUUUUAAUUCUCUAGGACUGCACUUCUCUGAAGUUGAGAUUGAGUUCUGUCCUUUGCAGAGACAAAUUAUACCUGUUGCCUGCCUUCCCACACUUAUCCAUAAUUUUGAUAACAUUCAUAGGUUUUCUGUCAAUUCUGUUAAGGCACUCUACUUCUUGGUUGGACUUCUGUGGAUGUUGUUGAUCUUUCCUCAUCCUUGAGACUAUAUUCUCCAUUUCUUCCUGGAUUGUUUCAAAACAGCCCAGGAAGCCCAUACCAUCAAGUUCCUCCGACUGUGUCCUUCUGAAAUUAAAAGACACAGUAGCAACUUGUUAGUCACUGUAUGACAAUGAACAAGGAAGUAUGAUAAUGAGCAAAGCGUCCCUGAAUUAGCUGGGAGGAUGAAUUGCUGGUAAAACUUUCCUCAUAACUCUACCUUGUCAUUGCUUCCCAGGGGACAGAAAUGAUCAAAUUAAUAUCUCAGAAAUUAGAGACAUUGAUGCAGCAGUGUCUGCCUUCAAGCAAAAAACCACAGAAAACAGAAAACUACCUUAAUUAGAAAAGUAGUGGCAAGAAGCUGUAUCCUUUACCACUGUCCUCUUUUAUCAUCAAAUUAUGAUGGUGCAUAGAGUUUCAGGUAUAGUGAAAGAUUUGCCUGAACAGGUGUAGAGCAUGGAGAGAGCCUAUUCCACCCAUGGGUGUUUGCAUUUGGAGAAGAUGUAGGCAAUCUCAUUCACAGCAGAAUCAAACUUUGCUUUUGGACCAAAACUAAACAAUGCUGAGAUCUAAUAAUUUUCCUAAUGGCCCCCUUCUGCCACUCUUCAAAAAGGGCCAUCUAUCUUGUGGCCUCAUCACUCUGAACUGAGCAAAAAUCUGGGAAAACAGGAGAAUUCAACUAUAUCAGCUAGUAUUAUCUUAUUGCUGGGGUUGUACAAUCCUUUAGUCCUUUCUGUAGUUUGCUAUUUAAAAUUGAGUGUCUUGGAGUCCCAAAUGGCUAAAGAACUCUGUAAGUAUCUCCUAGCCUUUAAACCUCUUGGCUUUGAGUGAGUGAUGUGUGUAAAAGCUGCACCUACAGAUUUGACCCUUUUCUUAAAAAACCUAUGAUAACAAAUAAAACCCACAACAAAACUGAAUACAUAUCCAAUGAGUGGAUUUAUUGCUGAGCUAAAAACAGAGGCUCACAAGUAUUCCCAUUUCAGAAGUCAUUGAAAGUUAAAGACUGUACAAAACCUUUAACCCUGAAUUCAGUGAUGGAAAGCUAGGAAAAUGGGUGGCCUCUGCAGGGUUCUUUUACCCACAGCCAAUUUAAUUCAAUUAAUUUUUCUGUUCAAACUCCAUUGCUCUAAUCUACCUGACAACAAGACAUUAUUUAACUUUUCUCAUUAGGUCAUUCUUCUCAUUCCCCAUAUUACAAUUAUGUAGUUCAUCUAGACUUUUACAGCUGAAGGAGAUGGCUGUGAUAGUCCAGAGUGUGUUGUGGUUGCUGAGGUGGUCUGAAGCAGAGACAGGCUGCAGCUUGGAGCUAGAAUCCACCUAAUGCAGAUGUUAGCAUCAGACACAGCAGUUCUCUAAAUCCACACACAUGCAUACUGCAUAUUUAUAUAUACAUUCAUACAUGGGGGAGCAAAACUCUGUAAAGGUGCAUGCAUAACUCUAAAUGUGAAUCACAACCAGUGCUGCCAUAUUUUCAGGCUGUGGUUGAAAUGAAAGAGCUUUUUAUCCUGUGCUGUUAUUUAAGUGAGGGUACACAAGUAGAAUGAAGAGCUAGAUUUCUUCCUACUUGCCAGCACUUCAGUUUAAGAAUGGCUGUGUCCAAGGGAAUUGCAAACCACAUGCCAAUGUAAUAGCCAAAAGGACUUACUAUCAUAGUGAUGUUCUCUUCUGUCAGAGUGAGUACACGCAAGGGCUCUAUUUAAAGUGGACAAACUGCUUCAGUUAGGUGUGAACAUAGAAACAUGGGCAGGAAAAGUCUUUUUCUCUGCCAAUAAAAAGUGAGUAAAUUGGGUAAAGUAAGAUGAAAAAACAAAAGAGAGAAACUGUAUUAAUUCUUGUAGUUUGAGUGGUGAAAUGAAAGUCAAAAUAACAAAGCCUGAAUAUCAUGUUCAAUGGAUUUCUAAUUCUGUAUAUAUCUAUUAAACCAGUGCUAUAUAUCUUCUUAUGGAUUACUUUCUUUUCCUGUUCCUUUUCCUUUUUUUUCCAGUUUGUAUAUUGAUUUUGUAAGCUAGCAGUGUGUUACCUUUUCAAUUUUUUAAAACUUGUAUGAAAGCCAUAUAUGCAUAUUGUAGAACAAAAACAUUAAUCCUGUAACGUCUCUUAAUGUUUCCCUUAGCUCUGUGGGAUUUGGUGGGGGCUCUAGCGAAUGUAUAUGUUUACCAAUUGUAUCAGCAUAAUUUUCUUGCUCUUAGUGGCUAUAAAGAAUUAAAUAAACUAAUACACAGACACGUGGUGUCGUCA